Cinara cedri is the source of this 4129-nucleotide messenger RNA. The record is from the annotation of a GenBank genome assembly. NCBI's taxonomy places the organism in Eukaryota, Metazoa, Arthropoda, Insecta, Hemiptera, Aphididae.
GAUAAAAUGUAAAAACGUACCUUGUUCUUAAAUAGAAAACGAGCAAAAUGUAUUAAAUAUUACCGGCAGGCGCAAUACAAUAGUAAUAUCUCUACGCGUAGUGACCGCCGUCCGAUUCGAUUCGUUAAAACACUCGAAAACUCAAAAUUCCUCCGGGCGAUUACACUGUUCUGUAGCACGUUUUUUUUUUUUUUUUUUGUUUUUGUAAUUCCAAUAAGCCGCCAAACUGGUUGUGGGUGCUUAAAACGAUUUUUUUUUAGGUUAGUACAUUUACACUAUCACCAUCGCCGAUAUUGUUCGGCGGAAAUUGGCGGGAUCAAUUGAUAUUAUUAAUUGAUCAUUAAUAAUGCCCAGUGCCCGUCAGGCGACUCGACGUUAUAUACUCGAUCGUUCGAUAAUAAAUUGUUGUCUUCUGUCCAACAGAUAUAUCUAAACGCCUGCUAUAUAGUACAGUGACGCUUUCCGAAAAAUGAACAAACCCCAAAUUUCUGGUAAUUACAACCGAGCGCUGUUAUUAUAAUUUCAAUUUUGAUUCAUACGAAAUUAAUUCUUUUUCGACCGUGUGGUGUCCCAGGUGUCAGUAUAGGAGAAAUAAUCAUAGAAGGAAAGACAAAAAUCGUGUACGAUAUUCCCGGCACGGAAAAUGUAUUGAUGGUGAGCAGAGACAAAAUAACCGCUUGGGAUGGCAUCAGAGAAAACGAAAUGGAAAACAAGGGCGUCAUAUCCACAGAGACCACGACGGCGAUAUUUAAGAUUUUACAAGACUUGGGUAGGUACCGACACAAUCUUUGUACGCUUAUUCAUCGCACCUACUAAAUGUAUUCAAAUGUUAUGGUAAACUCGUCGUUUUAACGUUUCGUUCUAGGCGUACAGACGGCGUUUGUUUCGAAAAGCGCUUCGUCCGACAAUACGUUUAUUAGCCAAAAAUGUAAUAUGAUACCAAUCGAAUGGGUUUCUCGGCGCAUUGCAACGGGAUCUUUUCUGAAACGCAAUCCGGGCGUAAAAGAAGGUUAUAGAUUCACCAAACCGUUGGUGGAGACUUUUUUCAAGGUACGUACACAAUAGCGGAAACGGCGGGUGUCGUGUUUCAAUAGAAUCUCGUGGUAUCUACCCGUGCACGUUAUUAGUCGAACAUCAUUGAGCCGCGUUACUUCUGGUCCUCCAGCUAUUUCCCGCCACUACUUUGUGACGUCUAUUUAUUCCGAACGGCCAUCCCCGUUGAAUCGUAGUGCUCAUUCGUAUUAAUAAUAAAUGGGCGUUGACAGUACUAUACUCAAUACCGAUCAGUGAUUACCGAGUGGUACCGGUCUCGCUACACCACCUAAUCGUCGACCAUACCGAUACCGAUAAUUUAUGUCGUGCGUUCGAAUUUCGAAUGGUUAACACCGACGGCCCCGGAAAAACAGCAGACAGGUUCUUUUAACGUGGGGAGUGUGUGUGUGUGUGUGUGGGGGNGGGGGGGGGGGGGGGUCCAUCCACAAAGCCCAACUUACCAAUAGCAUUCUUCGCCUUCCUUCAUCUCGACUAUUUUCGAAGUCUGUCACCCUCGCCCUAGAGUUCCACUUGACCCGAUCACCCACACCGUCCUCGCAUGCACCCGCCGGACUUGUACCGUUCGCGAUCGGCAUCCAACCCAUCUUUUUUUCCGUUUUUGUCUCGCUCUCUUUCCUCCCAAGUUUAUUUCCAUUACAUACGAUCCUCGCUGCUCGAUUCCUCUGACGGCAUGUCCAAACCGUCUCGGUCUGUUUGUUCCCAAUAAUAUUAUUCUCGCGAUCACGAGUAACAAGUUCUUUUCGAUGUGUAUCGAAGAUUCUCAUUUCCGUGCCAAUGACCGCCAUCCCAGUCAAACCGAUCGGAGUUGCCGCACAUCUGCCAUUCAGGCGAAUAAUAUUGUCGGCGUCCCCGCCUACCUGUCUAGGACCCCAUGCAUAGAUAUUUUUCGACGAUUAUCUGUUUUUUAAAUUUUGCUCGCGUAAUUAUGUAACGCAAUGCGUUGUGAAAACGUGAUUGUGACGGAAUGUUUUGUGAUUACACUCGUAUUUUCUUUCGUUAUAUAAAUAGGUAUGUGUGCAACACAACUCGAAUCCCCUAUUAUGAGAACGAAAAUGACUCGAUAUUAUUGGGGGUUUUUUUUUUCUUUACGUGCACAACGAAACUUGUCGAAAAUAGCAUACGAUUCCUUUUUUCGGUAUCAUUUUAUUUUCCUCGUUAAGCGUGCGAGUGUAAAAAUAAACGCCAUACUAGUGCAUCCAUCGAAAAACGUCCAUUACGUUAGACUAUGGUGACGUUUUUGGACUAUCAAGGCUUAUCCUUAUACAUGUACCAAUUCAAUGUUGCCAAGUUAACGGUUUUAGGACAAGAUCUCUAUAAAGAAGUGGUUAGCCAGUGACGGGUAGUGAACUGUAAAAGUAAUGUGGAGUAAUUAUACCUGUGACGCAGUCAAUACAUCUCCAUAAUAUUCUGAUUUUUUUAUAAUUUUUAAGAGCAUGUGAAAUAUCAGUUUAAUAAUACUUUUAUCUCGAUCUUGUUUGAAAAUUAAAAUAAUGAAAAACCAACACAAUGUUAUCCUUGCUGAAUCCAAAUUGUAAGAAAGCGCAUACGGGUAGCACAUUCUCUUAAAAUUGAGUUUAACAACAUGAAAGUAAAUGUCUUAAGAUGUUAGAUAUUAACAAUAAAAUUUUAAAAAAAAACUAAAUUUGUUGGUGGUUUGGGAUUUUUUUAAUAGGAUGACAAAAAUAAUGACCCCCAAUGGUCUGAACAACAAUUACUGUCUGCUGAAUUUAAAAUUGGAAAUAUUGUUAUUGGAAGUGCUGAAUAUGAGAUAAUGAGAAAAACAACUAUCUGUGUAUUUGAAGUGCUUGAAAAAUUGUGGGCUUCUAAAAAUGUUGCUUUAGUAGAUAUGAAAAUUGAAUUUGGUGUUAACUCUAAAGGUAAAUUAUAAUUAGGAGUUAAUUAAAUUAAUUUUCACUUUAUUUAUAAUAAUAUGUAUUAUUAGUUUAUGAUUCAAUACAUUCUAGGGAAAAUAUUGGUAGCAGAUGUUAUUGACAAUGAUUCAUGGAGAAUAUGGCCAAGUGGAGACAAAAGAUUAAUGGUAGACAAACAAGUAUACAGAAAUUUGAGUAUUGUUACAGCUGAUGCAAUGGUAACUAUUAAGAAAAAUUUCCAAUGGGUUGCUGAACAAGUUCAAAGUUUGGCUCAACCAUCAAGCGGCUUGGUAUACUUUUUUCAGUUCCUAGACAAAUUUCAUUUGUAGACUAAAUAAAUUAUAACCAAUGUUUAAAAAUUGUAAUGUGUAUGUUUAGAUUGUAAUUGUUAUGGGAUCAGGCAGUGAUAAAAAUUUUGGUGAAAAAAUUGCACAUUAUAUAAGUAAUAUAGGCAUAAAAACUGAAAUCAGAAUUGCAUCUGCCCAUAAGAGUACUGAAUAUGUUUUGAAAAUGAUUGACAGUUAUGAAGGUAGUGUAUUAUUCAUUAUUAUUGUAUGGCUUUUUUUUUAAAAAAAAAAUAUGUAUUUCAGGUUUAAAUAUUCCAGUUGUCAUAGUGGCUGUGGCUGGCCGUAGUAAUGGCUUAGGUCCAGUAAUUGCUGGCUAUACUAAUUUGCCAGUAAUAAACUGCCCACCUUUAAAUGCCAGUAAUGUUAAUCAAGAUAUCUGGUCAUCAUUAAAUGUUCCUUCUGGUAAUAAAAAUAAUUUUAACAAUUUAUAUUUCAACUCUGAAGUAUUUUUAUUAAAUAUAUAAUAUAUUUGUUUUCCUUUUUUAGGUUUAGGUUGUGUAACUGUACGGGAAGAAGAAGGAGCAGCUUUAGCAGCGUCUCGUAUUAUUGGAUUAACCGAUCCAAUAAUUUGGUGUAAGCUUAAAGCUCAACAGUUAGAGAAGUACAUCACUUUAAUUAAUAGCGAUCAAGAAAUUGUUUCCGAAAAAUUAUAAAUUCAAUUUUUAAAAGUGUUGAAUUUUUACUAACUGUAUAAUUAUUAUUUUUUACAUCAUCAUUAUUAUAAAAUUUUCAGAAAUACAACAUACCAAUAAUAUUUUGAAGUGUUCACUUAUUUAUUUUUCGACUACUUGGAAAUCCUUGAUUAUUCUUAUAUUUUUAAGUAAUGGUUUAUGAACUCGUCUAGUAAAACAAUAUUAU